Messenger RNA from Rotaria sp. Silwood2, 3603 nucleotides. The record is from the annotation of a GenBank genome assembly. Lineage: Eukaryota; Metazoa; Rotifera; Eurotatoria; Philodinida; Philodinidae.
AUGAGUUCAACAAUGACAAAAGGCAAAACUAGCAAACAAAUAUCAUGUAAAGUUCACAUGUUAGACGAUCAAGAAUUACCAUUUCAUAUCGACCCGAAAGCAACUGGACAAGAUUUAUUUACUACAGUUUGUAACUAUAUUGAUUUACUUGAAAAUGAUUAUUUCGCACUUGAAUAUCUUGAUAGUCGUCGAAAUACUUGUUGGCUUGAAAUGGAUAAACCUGUACUUAAACAAGUUACUGAAACUAAAUUUUCAUUUUGUGUUAAAUUUUAUACACCCGAUCCUGGCCAAUUAGAAGAAGAAUUUACUAGGUAUCUUUUUGCAUUACAAAUAAAACGUGAUCUUAAUAUUGGUACACUACUAUGUAGUGAUAAUACUGCUGCUUUACUCGCAUCAUAUAUUGUUCAAGCGGAAAUUGGUGACUAUCUUGAAUCAUAUAAUAAUAAUCCAAAUUAUUUAGGUGGUAGAAAGUUUUUUCCACACCAAACAGCUGAACAUGAAGUUCGUAUAAUGAAUUUUCAUAAAAAUCAUGUUGGUCAACUUCCAGCUGAUGCCGAUCUUAAUCUACUUGAUAUUGCUCGUAAAGUUGAAUUAUAUGGUAUAAAAAUGCAUCCGGCUAAAGAUCAUGAACAAGUCAAUCUUAAUUUGUCUGUUGCACAUAUGGGAAUACUUGUCUUUCAAAAUAUAACGAAAAUUAAUACAUUUUCAUGGGCUAAAAUUCGUAAAUUAAGUUUUAAACGUAAAAAAUUUUUGAUUAAAUUACAACCAGAAGGCUAUGGUUAUUAUAAAGAUACAGUCGAAUUUUAUUUUGAUACACGUGAUGAAUGUAAAAAUUUUUGGAAAAAAUGUAUUGAAUAUCAUGCUUUUUUUCGUUGUGUGACAAUAAAACGAACACCACGUUCAAGAAGUAAAUUAUUAACACGUGGUUCAUCAUUUCGAUAUAAUGGUCGAACACAAAAAGAAGUUGUAGAAUAUGCACGUGAACAUUAUAUUAAAAAUCGAGCAUUUAUUCGAUCCUAUUCAAAUACUCGAACAGUUGCGCCAACAACUAGUCGUGCACUUCGUUCACCUGGUACAGGACUUAAAACCUCAGAUACAAUGCGUAGUCAAGAUACAAAUCUCUCAUCUAUUGAUUCAACUCGUCAACCUACACGUCAAACUGGAAUUUCAACAACAACCAAAAAUCAACCAACAACAGCUACAGGAACUACAGAUCUAAAUAUUUCAACAACACCAAAUGAUAUUUAUCAACAAGUUUAUCAUGAUGAUUCAUCAACACAUGGUAGUCGAACAUUAGAUUCAAGAUUUAGUCGUGAUAAAUAUGAUCUAUCAGGUGGUGGUACUACAGAUGAAGAUGAAGAUAAUGAAGAAGAGCAAAAGAUUCAAAAUCAAUCUAAUGAACAAACACAAAAACCAAUUAAUGGUUCAUCAUCACCACCACUACUACCGCCACCGCCACCACCACCACCACCAACAACAACAGCGAUUCCACAUGAUAAAGAAAUAACUGAAAUUGAACAAACAAUAAAUUCCAAGCAUGAAAUUGAACUUGAUGAAUUAGAUAAAAGUAAGUCGCCGGGUAUAGAAAAUAUUUUAUAUAAAGGCGUUCAUGAUAAUAAAGAGGAAGAAGAUGAAGAAGAAAAAGAAGAAGAUUAUAGUGAAUCGAAUCAUAAAAAAGAAAAUCGAGUAAGCUUAGAAAUUUAUCAUAAUGAUAAGAAUAAAAAUAGUAAAAACGAAAUAAUUAAAAAUACAUCGAAUGAAUUUGAAAAUGUAAAACGUUAUUCAUCAUCAUUAAAAAUGUAUUUAAAUUCACGACAUUCAACUGGUGGUUCACAUUCAAUAUGUAUAACAACAAAUGUAAAUAAUUUACAAAAUGAUAAUGAAGAUGAUGAACAACAAAAAUUACUAUUAAAACGUCAACAACAACAGCAGCGUUCACAUUCAUUACAAAUAGAACGUACAUUAUCAAUAGAUUUAACACAUUCACCAUCAAGUUCAUCAUCAUCAUUAUUAGAACCACCAAAUAUUGAACGUUUAAUUGGUUCAAAUAUUAAGGAUCAUAAUGAAAUAUUACCUAUAGAUAAUGUUUCACCACCAAUCGUUUUAGAAAUACGUUCAAAACCACAUUCAUUACCACGUAUGACAAAUUAUAUUGAAUAUAUUGAUAGACGUAUAUUACCAUCAAUAAACAGUCUAUCAUGGCAAGAUGAUACAAUCGCCAAUGAUCAAAUUAUUCCAUUGUAUGAUAAAGAAUCUUCCGAAGAUUCAAUAGAAUUAGUUCGACAAGUAAUCGAAUCUAUCCUUACACAAAUUGUUGAAGAAGAAAGACAACUAAUCGCUACUGUCGAUCGUCUUGUCGAACAAGCAUGUUCACGCGCAUUGAGUUUAUAUAUUAUGGAAUGUCGUGCACAAAUAUUUGCUGGAUCUUCUAAUAUACCUCAUCAUAAAUCGUGCAUUUUAAGAACAGUAAAAACUGAUAAAAAUCAUGAUAAUGAUAAUGAUGCUAAUAAUCUAGCAUCUCGUUUACGUACAAAAUCAAGUCCAGUAAUUGCAACGACAACUGAUUGGACUGAUGUAAGUCGUAAAUUGGCUGCUCAAACAUGUUUUGCUGCUUUUCCAAGUGGAAAUAAUUUACAUGAUUUAAAUCGAUCAGAUUUUUCAACAUUUUCAGAAGCUAAACUAAAAUUUUUUAAUAUUCUUUCUAAUGAUGUAAUUCCUUCGCAAUCUUCUGUGUCACUUCCUCCACUUCUUCCUCUUUCUACAUCUGUUCCUAAUGUUAUGUCAUCAUCAUCAUCAACACGUUCAUCUCGUGCUUCAUCUGUUUCAUCCUAUGCAUCAUCAAUGCAUGUACCAUGUCCACCUGUACUUGACAGUCAUUUAAAACGUUAUCAACGUCCAUUAUCAGCACGUCUUCUUGAUUUAAGUGAUGAUUCAGAUUCGAAUCCAACAACAUCUAUAAGUACUAGUUUAAAAACUUGUAUUAUACCGACAACAAUAUCUAAUCCUAAUCCUUCCUUGCCUCCACCAGUACGUGCUCAACGUCGUCUUCAACAACAACAAAAACGACGUUCAACUGAAGAUCUUAAUUCAUCAAGUGAUGAUUCACUUUCAAAUCAUUUAAAUAAAGCAGCCGGUUAUCGUUCUGUUUUUGUUCAACGAGAUUCAAUAUCACCAGUUCAACAACAGUAUCGUCGUGAGAUAAGUGGAUUUGUUAAUAAUCAUCGACCUGUGCCACCUAUAACAAAUAGUACACCACAAAGAAAAUCUUCAACUACUGAUCAACAAUUAAUUUCAGUAGCACAAAGAUUAAGUCUUACUAAACAAACUUCAAUCAUAAAUAAUGAUAAUGCUGAUAUUAAUAGUUCAAACAAAAGGUCUUCAAUUGGUGAAAGUAUGUUACCAGUUUCUUCUGUGUUAAAAACAUUUAUUAAUCAGACUGAUGAAACGAAUAUCGAUGAUAAUAAGACUCGAGCAAUUCCAAUUAUUCAUGAAUAUCGUUCACCAAUGACAACUUUGAGUAAGAUUGAAUCCAGAACCACAACUGUAUAUCAACAAUCACGUAUGUAUUAUGAUUUAAAGAUUACAAAAAAAAACAAUAAUUAA